AGUUGCACGCAGUCACUUGUAAAUGUUGUCACUUCACUUCAAGUGAAAUAAUACCGUGUGUGCUUCAUGAUAAUCGCCGCAUCCCUGUCUUCACCCGUCUCAGUCUCCUCGUGGGCGGGGCCUCUGCCGCGCGCGCACGUGAACCGCGGCGUCAUCCGCGUUCUGUUCGCUGAUUGGCUCUGGUCGGUGCGCGAGCCGUUGACACGAGAGGCGGCACUGACCAGUUAGCACGCGCCUGAAAACUACUUCGGUCCGACCUUAACCUGAGCAGACGAACAGAGCUUUAAAAUACCACACAGACGAGGAUCUGGGCGAGCGAUCGGAGCCGGCGGAAGUCAGAUUUUCUGCCAUGUCUGUCAAAUGGGAGGAUGUCCUGAAGGAUGUAAAUUUGAUCAAAAGCAUAGAGGAGAUAGCAAAAGAUGCAGCGCUUUUACACGGGGUGUUGAUGAGGACCAAAGAAACGCCGAACUCUCCUGAAGUGGCGAGUUAUGCGCCGUUCACCUUGUUUCCCACACCGGUGCCCACAGCGCUCUUUCAUCAGGCUCUGGCAGUACAGACACAUUUUAACCGGCUGGUGGACAAGGUCAGCCAGAAUCACAGCUUCCUAGAGGAAACUCUGGCCAGCACUAUUAAAGUUGACAAUUUCACCGCAAGACUUUUCAACAUAUACAAACAAGUUGAGCACGAGCAUCAUCCCCAGUCAAUAGUGCUGGGCUUGAAUCGCUCGGACUACAUGUUGGACCACAGUCCAGACGGCGGGAUGUCUUUGAAGCAGAUUGAAAUCAACACUAUUGCUGCCAGUUUCGGCGGUCUUGCUUCACGAACACCAGAUGUCCAUCGGCACAUUCUGAAGGUGGCAAACCUGCCGGAGGAGUGUAAUAAUGUGCUCGACAACAACCCAGCAGCAGGUCUGGCCAGAGGUUUGGCCAAAGCCUGGGAGCUCUACGGAUCGGAGAGGGCAGUGGUUAUGUUUCUGGUUGAGGACAUUCAGAGGAAUAUUUAUGACCAUCGAUAUGUUGAGAACGAGCUGUGGAAAAGAAAUAUUCCUGUAGUAAGAAGACAGUUUGAAGAUGUUUGCCGAACUGGCUUCCUGGACGAGAGCAAGAGGCUCUUUGUAGAUGGUCGUGAGGUCGCCAUCGUCUACUUCCGUGACGGAUACAUGCCUCAAAAUUACACCUCGGAGAAGAGCUGGGAUGCCCGUCUGAUGAUGGAGCGCUCUCUGGCUGUGAAGUGUCCAGACAUCAGGACCCAUCUCGCUGGGACUAAGAAGGUGCAGCAGGAAUUGGCCCGGCCAGGCGUCCUGGAAAGCUUCUUCCCUGACGAGCCUGAAACUGUUGCUCAGAUUCGGGCCACUUUCGCUGGACUGUACACCCUGGACAUGGGAGAAGAAGGUGAUAAAACCGUAGCAAUGGCUUUGGCCAAUCCAGACCUGUAUGUGCUGAAGCCCCAGAGGGAGGGAGGUGGUAACAACAUUUACGGCAGUGAGAUCUGUAAAGUGCUGGAGAACCUGAAGAACUCCACUGAGAGGACGGCUUACAUCCUGAUGGACAAGAUCCAGCCCGUCCCGGUUCAGAACUACCUGCUGAGGCCCGGAGCUGCUCUGAGACUGAACUCCUGUCUGAGUGAGCUGGGCGUGUUUGGAGCGUAUGUCAGGAAAGGCAAAGACAUGGUGUUGAAUGAGUGCGUGGGCCACCUGCUGAGGACCAAGAGCUCGGAGCAUGCUGAUGGAGGGGUAGCUGCAGGAGUAGCAGUACUGGACAACCCAGUGCUGGUGUGAACUAGAGCGCCACCUGCUGGACCGGAGCAGAUUGCCAUGCGGCUGACAGCAGGGGUUUAUCCUCCCUGUGAUCGAUCGGUUUCCUGCCUGGCAUCUGUUUUUAUCAAAGGUUUCGUGUGUUAAAUAUCUCCUACAGACGCAGUGAUCAGUGGGAAACACUUAUUAAGAACUUAUUUAAUGCACAUUUUUUUAUACCUCGUUCAAGGGUUAAAGGGUUACUCCACCCCAAAAUGAAUAUUUUCAUUUUUACUCCCAUGUCGAUCCAAACCCAUAAAAGCUUUGUUGGUCUUUGGAACACAAUUGAAGAUAUUUUAGAUAUCUGUCCCACUGACCGCCAACUUGUGCCGAGUAAACAACACUGACAAGGUCCAGAAAAGUAUGAAAGACAUUCUGAAUAAUAUCUGAACAGUCCAUCUGCCAUCAGUGGUUCAACCGUAAUGUUAUGAAGCGACGAGAAUACUUUUUGUAUGCAAAGGAAAAAAAAUGACAAUAAUUCGUCAGUGAUUGCAUAUGGACUAUUCUGACAAAGCCUUUCAUAGUUUUCUGGACCUAGACAGUGUAAUGUACUGAACAGUCACUGGGACAGAAACAAGCCUCAUCCAAAAUAGUGCUCUACAGACGAACAAAGCUUCAACGGGUUUGGAACGAUUUGGGGGUAAGUUAUCAAUGACUACAUUUUCAUUUUAGAAUCAUUGCUGUUUUAUAAAUAAAUUUGUAUUGACAUUU
This is a messenger RNA of Puntigrus tetrazona (Sumatra barb), 2503 nucleotides long. It is a transcript of the gene gss, whose product is annotated as glutathione synthetase. Gene Ontology annotation, molecular function: ATP binding; glutathione synthase activity; glutathione binding. Gene Ontology annotation, cellular component: cytosol. NCBI's taxonomy places the organism in Eukaryota, Metazoa, Chordata, Actinopteri, Cypriniformes, Cyprinidae. Bases 350 to 1777 code for a protein of 475 amino acids. The record is from RefSeq and is a predicted model, not a curated record. Gene Ontology annotation, biological process: glutathione biosynthetic process. The transcript is spliced from 13 exons.